GCUAAAAAGGUUGACGUCUUCGCGUGUUGCGUGCUUAAAAAAUGUUCAAAAGUUAGAAAACUCGUUGUCGCCUAUUAAAAGUAAAUAUACACACACGUAAGGUAUUAUGCAUAGUAUAUUUCAUUAAUUGCACUGCUGAAAUCAAGCGAGUAAGAUCAUUGCCAGCACCAGUGUCACGUAUAUAAAGUGAGCCCACUGGCUAGCUUCUGUUCAAACGAUCGCAAAAUGUGUAGCAUUGUGUUCGACGCAGAGGUGGUCGCCCGACCUAGUCAUCUGGACGUAGCUUUUUUCGAGGAGGUAAUGGAGACGGCCUUACGAACCUCAAGAGUCCAGCUGCUGGAAAUACACAUUCAAAUGGGCAGCAGCACAGGGGAAAACUACUGCAGUCAGAUCUACCGAGCGAAAAUAACGUUUAAACGACCCGAUCAUCCGGAACAGAACAUGCUAUUUAUUGUGAAGAGCAUUCCCCGCCUGGAUUCGGUAGAGUUCAUUGAAGAUCUACAAGUAUACCUUAAGGAGAAAAUCACUUAUCACGAAGUCCUUCCUCGGCUGGAGCUCUUGAUGCAAUGCAAGCGCCGCUUCGGUCCAAAGCUUUACCAGUGCAUCAAGCAGCCGGAAAACACCCUUGUUUUCGAGGAUUUGGGGCAGAUGGGCUUCGUGAUGGCCUCCCGCGAGCUGGGAUUGGACGAGGUACACUGUCAGCUGGUCAUGGAGCGCUUGGCGGAGUUCCACGCCACUUCGAUGGCUCUGGCGAAGUUGGAUCCCCACAUUUUCGACGCCUAUGCAGACGGCAUGCUCUCCCCGAAGGGACUCGCGAAGGACGACGGCCUGUUGAUGCAGUUUUUCUCGGGGAACGGCAAGGAGCUGCACGCACUAGUAAGCUCGUGGCCCGGCUUCGAGCGCAUCGCCGGAAAGAUCGGCGAGUACCUGCGCAACCAGCGGGCUAAUCUGGAACGCAGUCAAGCGCCACAGGAGAACGAGAUCAAAGUACUUAACCAUGGUGACCUGUGGGUCAACAACAUGCUCUUCAAGUACGAUACACAGCAGAAGCCGCAGGACCUUAUCCUCAUCGACUUCCAGCUGAGCGUGUGGGGCAGCCCGGGCAUAGACCUCAACUACUUCUUUUACACGAGUCUCACUCUGGAGGUUCUGCGCCACCGACGGCCCCACCUGCUGCGCUCGUACCACGCUCGGCUGGCGGAAACGCUGCUCAGUAUCGACCUCGGCAUACCGGUGCCCAGCUACGAUCAGAUCGUCGAUGAGGUUCGCCGCCGCGAGGCGUACGGCUUUUUCGCCAGCUACGGCAUAUUCCCCACCGUCAGCCAGGACAAGGCUCAGACCGCCGACAACAAUCUGGAGAACUUCAAAAACGAAGAGUUCGCCAAGCAGAAGGUUCAUCAGAUGUUUGGGUCCCGCCGACUGGCAGAAACCCUUCGCUACUCGCUUCCGCACUUUGAGCGCGCCGGCGUCUUUGAAUAAACUUCUUCAAAAAUAUUGCAUCGAUGUAUAUAAAUGAAAUGGUAGCUUAUUUUUAAUAAAUUCGAAACUUUAAA
Molecule: messenger RNA, 1553 nt
Organism: Drosophila ficusphila
Lineage: Eukaryota; Metazoa; Arthropoda; Insecta; Diptera; Drosophilidae
Exons: 3
Coding region: 226-1479 (417 amino acids)
Source: RefSeq, a predicted model, not a curated record